Camellia sinensis is the source of this 535-nucleotide messenger RNA. Lineage: Eukaryota; Viridiplantae; Streptophyta; Magnoliopsida; Ericales; Theaceae. The record is from RefSeq and is a predicted model, not a curated record.
UGUCAAAAUUGUACUUUCAUCCCAUUUUAAUGACUCCAAUGGAAAGGUUCUUUCAACCGGUUACGAUGGAUACUCUAGAAAGGUACCCAGGUCAUGAAAAGGAGUAUAAUGCUAGAAAGGUUUACUAUAAUUGGAUUGAAAACGGAAAUCGUCGGCAUCCUUAUGAUUGGACUAAAGGCGUUAAAGUUUAUGAAUCAAAAAAAAAAGGCUUUCCAGUUAAAGAGUACUACGCAAAGAUUUUAAGAUAUGCAACAAAAAACGGAAUACCAUAUGGUCGAACUGACUGGGAUGUCUUCAAGUUUGUGAGGAAUGCUAUUGUCCACAUCAGUAAAGAGAGUAAGAAAACGGAGGAAGAUGUAGAGAAAGAGUUAUCGGAAAUGUUCCCAGAUUAUUUCGGUAUGGCAUACGAUCUCUUCGAUCGCGAAGAAAUCGCUUCAGGUUACAGGUAUGUAUGGAAUGUGAAUUAUAAACAAGUUAUGCUACUGUUUAAUUCCCUAAAAUGAAUUUGGUUAUUUAUUUAUGGAAAAUGUCCCUA